Pelodiscus sinensis (Chinese soft-shelled turtle) is the source of this 3803-nucleotide messenger RNA. NCBI's taxonomy places the organism in Eukaryota, Metazoa, Chordata, Testudines, Trionychidae. The record is from RefSeq and is a predicted model, not a curated record.
GGAGGGUAAAGAGAUGAUCUGGCCUGUAUCUCUGCAGAGUUAAUUUCUACCUCCCCCCGCCCCCCCGCACUUCUCUGUGAUUGCAAGCCAUUUAUCCCUUCCUGUCAUCAGAGUGUCACAAGGCAGCUAACAUCUCCAGGCUGCUGCUGGCUAUGGACAUAAGCCAGCCACCUCCUUUCCCCUGGCAAUGGCAUAGGCAGGAAGGGGUUAAGCCGUAAGGAUGCACUGUGCACCAGGGCCCAAGGAAGCUGACUGCAAGGCUUCCGGGAACCCAGUCAGAGAGGAGAGGUGGCUCAGCAGAGGAGGGUGCCUAGGGAAUGUAGGGGAUGGAGUAGCAAGCUCCCUGGGGCUCCUGCUGGUAGGAGGAGAGCUGCUAUGGAGCCCUCAAGUUUGAGGUAUGAACAGGCUGGAAGUCACAUCUCCCUUCAUUACAUCACUCCAGAGAUUAGCUGAGAGGUUUCCCAAGCCAGCACUGUGUUGGGCUUUGGCACAUGGAGGCUUAGUUCUUCCUGUCCAACUCCUGGGGCUGGAGGAUCUUGGUCUUUCCCAGAGCACCUGUUCAGCCAGCAGCAUUGGGGGAAGGAAGGAGUCUGCCAACCAGGUUGUUAGUGAGUUGAGCACUCCAAUCAGGGACUAGUUCUCUGCACAAAGCUGAGAGUGAGAUGCAUCCCACUGGGAUAGGGAUAUGGAGAAGCAGCUGGGCUGGUGUAUGUGUGAAGGGGCAAAGCAAGGAGAUGUCAGUGAGAAGUUAAAAACAUAAAGGGCAAAUGAGUAGGCACAAGAGGCAACAUGUAACUGACCACUCUCCAACCAUCACAGCUCACAGCCAGUGUCAGCUGGAAACAGGAUAGAGGCUGACAGCACGCACACAGUGGGGGCUUCUCUGAUGGACCAGUACAGGAAACGUGACUAUGAAGGGUUUCUGUGUUCUCUAUUGUUGCCUGCAGAAUCCCGCACCUCUGCUUUUGCUCUGAGAGCCUUCAAUGUGGAACUGGCCCAGAUUAAAGACUCCAUAACACAGAAGACCAUAGGUUUGAUGCGAAUGCAGUUUUGGAGGAAAGCUGUGGAAGAUAUGUACUGUGAUAACCCACCACAUCAGCCAGUUGCUAUAGAAUUGUGGAAGGGCUGUAUUCCUUGGAAAUGCUCCGGCCAAAGGAGAGGCACAUUGUGCUGCCACUCCCACAAGAACAUGUUUAGACAUACCCCAAGCUGUGUUUCCUACCUGGGGUUGUACAGCCCUGUUGGCAGUAGUAGUGAGGGAAGUAUAGCUGCAUGGCUGGGAGGAGCUUCCGGCACAGAGUGCUGGCUCCUAUGUGCAACGGCACCAUGCUCCUCUUCCGGCUGCAGUCUCCUGGGAUUAGAGCCUUGUGGAUCAGCAGAUACUGAUUUCUCUCCAUGGAUAUUCACAUCAGCAAGUAGACAUAAGAAAGGGAAGAGCUGAGCCAGAGUCUGCAUUGGCUGGGAAAUGAACCCAGACUGACUGACUGCUUGGAAGGCAGCUAUGCUAACCCCCCCCCCACCACCACCGUGCCCCCGAGACAUUUGAAUCUAUGCGCUGCGUAUAUGAAAUUACAGUGUAUCUGUGGGCUGCGUUUUAAAAAACUCCCAUCGUGGACAUGAAUUGAAUCAAUAAGAGCCUAGUUCUAAACUCACUUUGGUGGGAGUUUGAGUGUUCAGAGCUUCAGCCAGGGCUUGUAUGUCUGAAGUUAUGCACCCAAAAUCAGAAGUUAUUUGACAUUUUGGGCCUGAGUAUCUGUAAUUUAAUAAAAUUUCACUUGCUGCUUCUUGGGUGACCAGAUGUUUCCUUUUAAAAGGAUAGUCCCAUAUGUAAGCCCUCCUGAGGGUGUCCUAAAUUUUUCUUAAAUGGGUAAAUUAUUCUGUGUUUUCUGUCUGUCCUCUCUGCACCCACCACAUCACUCUGGAUAGGUCCUGCUGCUGGUCAGAUCUCUGCUUGCUACCCACCCACCAGUGGUAGUGGUGGGGCAGUGGUCAAUGAUGGGGGUGGGUGUGCAGGGCUGGUGGUGGGAUAAAGAUGAAGUGCAUGGGGCUGGCAGCUCCCUGUGCUGGUCCAUCGGAGAAGCCCCUGUGUGAGAUGGCUCUCCGUCAGUAGGGUCCUGUUCCCCAUCCUGUUUCCAACUGGCACUGGCUGUGAGUGAGCUGGCUGGUGAUUGCGGGGAAGUGCUAGGCAGCAGCUGGUUACAGGUUGCCUCUGGUGCACACCCAUCAGCCCUUAAUGUGCGUCCCUUCUUGCUGUCCUUUCCCUGCUUUACUCCUUUGAUUCCCCAGUCCAGCUGCUCCUUUGUAUCCCUCCCGGCAGGCCUCAUCCUGCUCCCAGCACUGUGCAGAGGACCAGCUCCUGGUUGGAAUGCUCAGCUCCCCAACAGGCUGGCUAGCAGACUCCUUCCUUUCCCCACUGCUUCUGCCUGGGCCAGUGCUCGGGGAAAGCCCAAGAUUCUCUAGCCACAGGUGCCGGACAAGAAGAACCAAAGCCCCACACAGUGCUGGCACAAGGAAACCUCUCCACCUCUCAGCAAAGCUCUGGAGUGGCAGAGGGAGUGAGUUCCAGACCUGUUCACAGCCCAAACCUGCAAGCUCGGUAACAGCAUCCCCCUGCUCUGGCAAGGGGCUUAGCACACUAUUUGCCCACUAGGUCCUCCUACAGAGAGCAUAGGGCUGUUCCAUCUAACAAGCACCCUCCUCUGCAGAGCUGCGUCUCUGGCCAGUUUUGCUGAAGCCCUGCAAUCAGCUUCCUUGCACUUAACCCCUUCCUGCCAUGCUGUAGCCAGGGGCAUGAGGCAAUUGGGUUGUCUGUUCAGCAGCAGCCUGGAGGUGUUAGCCACCUUUUGACAGUCUGUUGGCAGGAAGGAACAAGCUACUUCCAGCCACUGGAGGGCAUGGGGUGUGGGUGGGCGGGCAUCUAGGGUCUAAACUAAAGUUCACUGAAAUCAGAAAGAUGUACCUUUGCAACAUUUAAAAAAAAAUCUGCAAAACAGUUAUUUAGGGUUUAAAAAUGGAUGCAAAGAAACAGAUAAUGAUCUACAGAAAGCCUUGAUUCUGUCAUAAACAGCUGAUCAUGUCAGACUCAUUGUACAUAACAGUACAACCUGGCUGAAAAACUGAAGGUGAUUUUGAGAUCAUUAUUGUAAAUAAUAAGACUGGGAAAACCAGAAUAGAGUGAAGCUGCUAUGGAAGGAUGGCAAGAAUUUGGCAGAGAUGAGAUGCUGAUAAGAUGGUAGAAGAUUAUUAGUUUUCAACAGCACACUGAAUAAUUAUAAUUUUAUAUAUAAUACUCAUCUAUAUUGGCAUAUUAUGUAUAAACAGUAUCUGAUGACAUAUCAUAUACACUCAUGCUAAUUAUUAUUCUCCUUAUAAGCCAUUAGGGAAAUCUUUUACUCUCUUCAUUGCUUAUCUUAGUAGGAAAUAAAAUGUUCUUUUGGAAAGUGAACAAUGUGAUCUGCAAAUAUUUUGUGGGAAAUUGUAAUAGAAUGACUUAGUAACAAAAUAAAUGUAUAGACUUAAAAAUAUUUCCUUUAAAAUGUAAUUUUAAAUUUAAAAAAAUUCCCCUUCUCUACCUGUAGGCUUGAGGUUCAUGAUUCUGUUUCUUCUGCAGCAGCAGUAAAGACAUCAGUUGAAAAGUUUUGUACUUAAUUUGUAUUGCAUACAUUUUAUUCUUCCUGAUACUGAUCAAGUCAAAUCUUACUUUUAGUAACAAAAAUAUCAUUUUUAAAAAGACAGUAUUUAUCAUACUUUGCUUUCAAUAAUUUUCCUUUUUUUUUCUAAACUGUAACAGAUUUUCUUUGUUA